GGCUCCUGAGUUCCCUGGGGACCAAUGCCCCUGCCCUUCCCUCUGCUCCAAGGGGCUCCUGUUUUUUUGCACACUGUCGUCUGGGUUCUGUGAUCCUGCCCCACCUGACUUCUCAAUCUUGGAGAUAGAAAAUGUUUCCACUGGCGAUGAGCAGUCUAUCAAUGGUGGAAGCUGCAUUGACUGCCUUACUGUCCCUGGGGUUGCUGCUCAGCCUAGCACAACACCUCUGGACCUUGCGCUGGACUUUAAGCAGAGACCGGACAUGCUCUCUGCCUCUUCCCAAGGGUUCUAUGGGAUGGCCCUUUUUCGGGGAGACGUUGCACUGGCUAGUUCAGGGUUCCAGGUUUCACAGCUCUCGUCGGGAGCGCUAUGGGACAGUAUUCAAAACGCACCUGCUGGGCAAGCCAUUGAUCCGCGUGAGCGGCGCCCAAAACGUGCGCACCAUCCUUCUGGGCGAGCACCGCCUGGUGAGCAGCCAAUGGCCUCAGAGCGCGCGCAUCCUGCUGGGCUCUCACACACUUCUGGGCGCAGUAGGGGAGCCCCACCGACAGCGUCGCAAGAUUCUGGCCCGAGUGUUCAGCCGCGCAGCACUAGAAAGUUACAUGCCGCGCAUCCAGACCACGCUGCGGCGGGAACUUUGGGCUUGGUGCGGGGUCCCGGGACCAGUCUCGGUGUACUCGGCCACUAAGGCUUUGACCUUCCGCAUCGCCGCGCGGAUCCUGUUGGGUCUGCGCUUGGACGAAGGCGAAUGCAACGAACUGGCAAAGACGUUCGAGCAACUCGUGGAAAACCUCUUUUCCCUGCCUCUGGACGUCCCCUUCAGCGGUCUGCGCAAGGGAAUCCGAGCCAGAGACCUACUGCAUGAGCACAUGGAGAAAGCCAUUUUGGAGAAACUGCAGAGGGAACAGCCUGGAGGACAGAAGGAUGCUCUGGAUUUCAUCAUCAACAGUGCCAAAGAACAAGGCUGGGAACUCACCAUGCAGGAACUGAAGGAGUCAGCCAUAGAAUUGAUCUUCGCUGCUUUCUUCACAACUGCCAGCGCGAGCACGUCCCUUCUCCUCCUCCUCCUGAAAUACCCUGCCUCCAUAGAGAAAAUCAGGCAGGAGCUGGCUUCUCACGAACUGACCAGACGGUGUUCCUGCUGGCCUCCUCUGGGCUUCCCAGACCUCGUCAGGCUGGGAAAGGACCUGCAUUCAAGGGAGACUCUCGGAGAGGAACAGAAACGGAGGACCCCUUGGGGCAGACCAGAAGUGAGAGGAGAGACCGGCCCUCUCCUGCAGCCUCCUUCCGUUCCCGUAGCCCCAGAGUCGCAAGAGAAAACGAGCCCUGGGAACGGCUGCCCGAACGCCAAGCCGGGACGAGCGGACCUCGAGCGCUCCUCCCCAGGGCUGGAGGCAUCGAGCUGGCCGGAAUGUGAGUGCGAUGUUGACCUCAGCCUAGAGAAGCUAAGCCGCCUUCAAUACCUGGACUGUGUAAUCAAGGAGGUCUUGCGCCUCCUGCCGCCGGUGUCGGGUGGCUACCGCACCGCGCUGCAGACCUUCGAGCUGGACGGCUACCAGAUCCCCAAAGGCUGGAGUGUGAUGUACAGUAUCCGCGACACUCACGAGACCGCGGCCGUAUACCAGAGCCCGCCCGAGGGAUUCGACCCGGAGCGCUUUGGCCCGGCGUGGGAAGAGCAUCGGGGGGCUGGGCGCUUCCACUACAUUCCAUUCGGUGGCGGUGUGAGGAGCUGUAUCGGCAAGGAGCUAGCUCAGGCCAUCCUCAAGCUGUUUGCGGUGGAGCUGGUGCGUACGGUGCGCUGGGAGCUGGCCACGGCCAGCUUCCCAGACAUGCAGACCGUACCGAUUGUGCACCCAGUGGACGGACUCCAGGUCUUUUUCUACCCACUCCCGCCCUCCUGCGGCCAGGAGCUUGUGAACUUUUGACCUGUCUGCAGGGGCAGGACCGGGACCAAGGAAACAACUCAGUCCGCCUGGGAUAAGACCGGAGACAGCCCAUCUCCUCUCUGUCUUUUAAUUCCACAGAUCCUCCCUCCCCCUUUCCUCCCUGCUGAGCUUGGUUCCAGGCCUAAAUGGAAGGAGAAUUCCCUGGAGCCAGAAUUUACACCCAGAUUCGGGCCUUGGGGAGCGCUCUCGAGCAGGGAUGGUUUACUCUCCCUGAAAUCCAAAGAGCAAGCAACUUCUGGAGUUCGAGGAGAGGAAGCCCGCAGAGUGAAUCACUGCAGGGAAAAAAAGGGCAAGCCUUUGCGUAGAUUCCAAAGGGGCCCAGCGGGCUAGGGCUGAGGCUGGGCUGGAAACGCUCGAGGGAAACAUCCAAAGCGCAGGGUAGGCGAGGACUCCCGGCUUGGCAACAUUCCUGCCCGCUUGGUAGAUUGUAGUCACUUAGUGCUUUCUUACCUGGCUGGAUACAUUAUAGCAACAUUUCCCCAUAGGCUAAGUCAGAAAAAGAAUAACAGGGAAAAAAAAGGGGGGGGGGGAUGGAAAAUAACCUUCCAUCUGGAUAGAGACUUGGAAAAGCUGAAUAGCUGGAGCCAGAGGUCGCCUGGUAAAACCUCCUGCUGCAGGUCCCAUCCCAUCUGAGACCUAUUUAUUUCACAGAACAGGAGGCCAACUACUAUCUGGUGUAGAGAGUAAAAUCUCCAUUUUGAGCUCUGGUGAACCAAUAGUGCCUCCACUUAUUCGGGUGAUUUCUUCUCUCCAAAACAAUUAUGAAGCAUAUUAGACAGAUAAGUAAUCUUGAAGAUUUGGUUUAAUAUUUUUAGAAUUUGUUGAAUGUUAAUCCACUAUUAAUUGAGAAAGAGCAUGGGGGUAGUUUAUAAGGAAGGUCUCAGUUCAGGCAAGUCUUGCCUUUGACAUCCUGGCUGUGAGACUGAGAAAGUCAUUUAACUUCUCAGUAACCCAGGCAACUCUCUAAGCUGUAAAUGACAGAAUUCUGAAAUCAACAUAACUUGCCCCCACCUCCACCCCUGUAAAAUCCCUAACUAGGAUGUUUUUUAGAUAUUUGUGCUAAAAGGCCAAGGAAUAAAUUUUAGGUUGCAGAGGCUUCGGCUAAAAGAUCAAACACAGGUGCUGUUAUUGGGGGACAUUCUCCUGGACCUUUAGGGACAGAGACUGGAACAGGAAAAGGAAGUGUAGGGGUCAGAUUGAGAAUCUUCUUAGCCACUUAUAGGAUACUCCUUCACCCUACCUUGAGGAGCUUAAUCAGAGGGAAGAUGUGGAACUGGGCUUUAGGAUAGGUCCGACAGACUUUGUUUCUUGGAUUGGAAAGUAGCCCCAAACCAAAGGUAACUUUUGCCUUAUCCUUAAAUGUGGGGUAUAUUUGUUGAUUAGCUUGCUGUUUGACCUUAGGCAAGUCACUUCACCUGGGUCUUUCUGAAAAGGGAGUGGGGGAGGAUUGAAGAAGAUGAUUCCUAAGGUACCUUUCAGUUCUAACAUUAAAUGCCUCUAUAAAAAGAGUCGGAGUCAAGUCAAGUAUUUAUCUAGUGCCUACUAUGUGCAUUAAACAUUGGGGAUAUAAUGAAAGGCAAAAGAGAGACCUUGUUCUCAGUGAGUUCAAUCUACUGGGGUGGGGGGAGGAGAGACAAUAUGCACACGACUAUGUACUGACACAGAUAUGGGACAAAUGGGAGAUCAUCAAUAAAGGCAAUGGCAUUAA
Molecule: messenger RNA, 3654 nt
Organism: Vombatus ursinus (common wombat)
Lineage: Eukaryota; Metazoa; Chordata; Mammalia; Diprotodontia; Vombatidae
Product: cytochrome P450 26C1
Exons: 6
Coding region: 132-1925 (597 amino acids)
Biological process (GO): sterol metabolic process
Molecular function (GO): heme binding; oxidoreductase activity, acting on paired donors, with incorporation or reduction of molecular oxygen; iron ion binding
Source: RefSeq, a predicted model, not a curated record